Emiliania huxleyi CCMP1516 is the source of this 387-nucleotide messenger RNA. RefSeq lists its product as hypothetical. Bases 1 to 387 code for a protein of 128 amino acids. The record is from RefSeq and is a predicted model, not a curated record. NCBI's taxonomy places the organism in Eukaryota, Haptophyta, Isochrysidales, Noelaerhabdaceae. The transcript has 4 exons.
AUGUCAUCGCUCGAGCUCCUCGCGUGGGCCCUGCUGAUCCUUGUCCUCCUGCGCGCGCUCGUGUCCCUCGAGCAAAUCUACAGCCUGCUCCGGCCGGACGCGCCAUCGCCGCCGCCGCUCAGCGGCGUCCCUCGCGUGCUGCUGCGCAAGGCGGCGCUGACGCUCAAGGGCGCGGUCUACCUGGUGCUGUCGCGCGACAAGGUGCGCCUCAUCUUUGUGAGGCACGGCGAGUCGGUCUGGAACUUGGUCUUCAAUCGAGGCUUUGGCCCCUCCUUCCUGCACGAGCUGCUCCUCGUGCCCGUGGACGACUCCGCCUUCCUCGACUCGCCCCUCUCGCCGCUAGGGCUGCAGCAGUGCGGGCAGCUCGCGAUCUUCACUACGAACUAG